This is a messenger RNA of Pseudozyma hubeiensis SY62, 3747 nucleotides long. RefSeq lists its product as hypothetical. Bases 1 to 3747 code for a protein of 1248 amino acids. The transcript is spliced from 3 exons. Lineage: Eukaryota; Fungi; Basidiomycota; Ustilaginomycetes; Ustilaginales; Ustilaginaceae. The record is from RefSeq and is a predicted model, not a curated record. Gene Ontology annotation, cellular component: membrane; Golgi apparatus; early endosome. Gene Ontology annotation, molecular function: voltage-gated chloride channel activity. Gene Ontology annotation, biological process: transmembrane transport; chloride transport.
AUGAUCUCGCAGGUCUCAUCAAAUACAUCGUCGCUCACGACGAAGGAAAGACACUACGCACAGCUCGCAGCAAAGCUAGGAACGCUGGCCAACUCGUUUGAAACCACCAAGCAGCACCUCAACCUGGCAGCCGAGCAAGCCUUCUACAUGCGCAAACUCGGAAUUGCACAAGCGUCGACACUCGGCGCGCUUGCCGCGGACGCCGAUAGCACACCUUUGACGGCUACGUUCCGGGUGAAAGAUCAGAAGCACCCCUCUUCAGUCGCCGCGGUACUUCAGUCGGCAACAUGGGAGGUAGGCCUAGGGUUACGGAAAGCUCUCACACCCCGCUCGACUUGCUCCACCGCCUUCAUCUCAGCCGCCUCGCAUUCCGACCCGCCCUCCCUCUUGCCUCCAGCGUCCCGCCUACGGACGGAAGACAUCAAAAGAUCUCGUCCACUAGCUGGCAACACCCUGUCGACGGUGACGAUGGCGGAUCACGGUAAUACAAGCAACGAUACGUUGACGCACAAUCCUGGUCUGUCAAUCUCAACACGUCCCGUCACUUCGCAGCACGAUGGUCUUUCAGACCGCUCGGAGAGCCAACAUGCUUUUCGCUCUGCACCUAGCACCGCACGUCCUCGCCUCGCCGGCAGACGCACCAACUCGGCAAAGUCGGAGGUAAGACGUCUUUCCUCCCUCUUUCUUCCCCCGCCUACCCACUCGGCCGACCAAGACGACCCAGCAGCAGCAUCUUCGUCGCGUCUUGGAGAAUUCCUCAAGGAGCCUUUAAGUCCCAUACGCUCCUUUUAUGGCGGCAUCACUGGCCAAGCUGGCCCUGGCUCUCGCAGGAGUCGUAGGAAUAAGGUACGCGCUUAUGAUGAUGCUAGAUUCGAGGACGAGAUGAACCUUCCAGGGGCGAGCGGAAACGGCGUACGUGUAUGGUACGAGUCCUACACCACCAUCGACUGGAUUCACGAUGCCAUCAAGGAGAGCUCGCGCCUUCGUCGCAUUCGCAACCUCAAGGGCGUCCGCGGGUUUGUUGCAAACAGUUGGGAUCGCCUACAAGGCUGGAUCAUCGUCACCAUUACCGGCAUUGUGACCGCCUUGAUCGCAGGGUGCAUCGUCAAGUCCGAAGCUGUCCUUUUCGAUCUCAAGGACGGCUACUGCGCCCGAGACUGGAGGCUCGCAAAACGCUUCUGUUGCCCUUACGGAGGCGCUCCGGACUGGGAUCACCCCUCGGUCACUGCUUCUUCCUGGUAUUAUCGCACGCCUUUCAUGUCCAACGCUGUCCCAGGCUCAGCCUCACCCGCCCAAACCGCACAUUCCCUACUUUCCGGCCUUGGAAAGGGCAACCGCGUCUUAGGUGGCUGGUCAGCACCUGUGGCUGGCAGUCCUGCCUGGUCCAAGUUGGCAUCUACCUCCGCUAACCUCGUCAACACCACUUUGCUUGCUUCGAUCGCCCCCGUUGAUUCCGAGACCGAGACCUGUCCCGGAUGGAUCACCUGGCGUCAAAAGUUUGGCUCCCCCAAUCAUGACAACUGGUUUGCCGGCUACUCGAUGUAUUUUGCCGUAGCGGUUUUGUGGGCCUCCAUCGCCAGCAUUCUCACAAUCUAUCUCACCUCCAGCGAGCUCUACCUCAAGCCUCAAGAUGCUCCUUCGCCAACGAGUUCAAUCGCGAAUCAGAAACUAGCUGCGGAGCAUCAGGAUAUCGACGACCCGGACCGUGUGCCCAACGAGACCACCGCUCUCUUAGGUCAAUCCUCUUCCUCUACUCCCGCCGCCGCCGCUGUCAAGAAGGCAGAUCGUGUGACGUCGAGGAACUUUGCUCGCCUCGCCAACGAUCAACGAGCAAAGGAUGCGCUCCUGCCCAGAAAGGUGCUUUACUUUGCAACAGGCUCAGGUAUCUCCGAAGUCAAAUGCAUCCUUAGCGGCUUUGUAAUCCACGGCUACCUCGGCUUUUGGACUCUCUUCACCAAGUCGGUGGGUCUCACCCUCUCCGUCGCCUCGGGCCUCUCGCUCGGUAAGGAAGGCCCCUUCGUCCACAUCGCUUCCUGCGUCGGCAACAUCGUUUGCCGUAUCUUUCCCAAGUACGAAAAUAACGAGGGCAAGCGUCGCGAGAUGCUUUCUUGCGCCUGCGCGGCUGGUGUCGCAGUCGCUUUCGGUGCUCCCGUCGGCGGCGUGCUCUUCUCGCUCGAAGAGGUGAGCUACUACUUUCCCAGCAAAGUCAUGUUCCGCUCCUUUUUCUGCGCCAUGGUCGCCGCUGCUACCCUUCGCGCCAUCGAUCCCUUCGGCACCGGCAAGAUCGUCCUAUUCCAGGUCACCUACGACAAGGAUUGGCAUUUCUACGAGAUGCUCUUUUUUGUCCUCAUUGGCAUUUUUGGCGGCCUGUACGGUGCCUACUUUACAAAACUCAACAUGUUUUGGGCCAAGAACGUCCGCGCAAAGACCUGGAUGGCCCGUCAUCCGAUCCUCGAGGUCGUCUCCAUCACCAUCGUCUCCGCUGCUUUCUCCUACUUCAAUGGCUACACGCGCAUGGGCGGGGUCGAGCUCAUCGCCGACCUGUUCAGCGAGUGUCAUGAGCACGAAUCGCUCGAAGGGCUCUGCGUCUCGCAACCCUCGCAGAUCGGCCCGCUUGUCACUGCCAUUUCGAGCGCUAUGAUACUCAAGGGUCUGCUCACGAUCAUCACGUUCGGCAUCAAGCUGCCCGCUGGUAUCUUCAUUCCAACGCUGGCUGUGGGCGCUUGCUUCGGUCGCAUCGUCGGCUUGCUCGUACAGUAUGUGCAGUGGACUCAUCCAGAUGCUGCCUUUUUCGGCUGGUGCCCUACCUCGGACUCGGCAUGCAUCGUACCAGGCGUCUACGCCAUGGUCGGAGCGGCAGCUGCGCUUUCCGGCGUCACCCGAACCACCGUCUCGCUCGCCGUCAUCAUGUUUGAGCUCACCGACACUUUGACCUACUCGGUGCCAGUCAUGCUCUCCAUUCUCGUAGCCAAGACGAUUGCAGAUGCACUCGAGCACAAGGGCAUCUACGAUCUGGUCAUCGACUUUUCCGGAUUACCCUACCUCGACAGCAAGACCGAGUACAUUUGGAAUGGUGUCAAUGUCGCCGAUGCAAUGGAAACCGAGGUGGAAGUGAUCAGUCUAGAGGCUUUCAACACUGUCCAGUCACUCAGCGAGAAGCUCGAUCGUCUCGCGCGGGGAUCGGGAUACACUGACGGUGGCUUCCCAAUCGUCUCGCGUGUCGCGACAUCUUCUCAAUCGGCAAAUCCGCCAGUCUCCCCCGGCCUCUCUGCGAGUAUCGGAUCGUUGAUGCCUGAUCACAGCCCUCGCUUGCCUAUUCACGACGACUUUGCAUCUUCGACGGCGACGGUAGCGUAUCAGAUGGUGGGCUACAUUGCGGCAAACGAGCUCGAGCAUGCCCUAGCCCGUGCUGUCAGAUCCGAUCCAGACGUGAAUCUGCAAACCGCACGAUGCGCUUUCAAGAACUUGCCCUUUGUCAGGGCCGAGCAUGAAGGCGAGGCAGGCAUCCGUGACUCGGUCCUCUUCACGGCUUCUGACCCGUUCGACCUCAGUCGUUACGUCGACAAAGCGCCCAUCACCGUGCAGAUUCACUCGCCGCUCGAAUUGGUGCAUCAGUACUUCACUCGCUUGGGUGUGAGGUACCUCAUCGUCGUCGACGAACGCGGUCUGUACAGGGGUGUCAUUUUCAAAAAGAGCUAUCUGAAGUUCUUGGCCGACAUGGAGCAAGAAGGCAAGGACGGGCACUGA